This is a messenger RNA of Nicotiana attenuata, 3463 nucleotides long. Its product is annotated as probable xyloglucan glycosyltransferase 12. Gene Ontology annotation, cellular component: Golgi apparatus. The record is from RefSeq and is a predicted model, not a curated record. Gene Ontology annotation, molecular function: glycosyltransferase activity. The coding region runs from base 841 to 2907 and encodes 688 amino acids. The transcript has 5 exons. Lineage: Eukaryota; Viridiplantae; Streptophyta; Magnoliopsida; Solanales; Solanaceae.
CUUUGCCAAUGAAAAAGGUUGAGAAUUAGAUAGGAUCAUUUUUAUCUCAUCCUCCUUCCACCCUUCUUUUCUUGUCUGAUAAGAACAAAAGCGCAUGCAUGCGUAAUUAUUAUCUGUUUCAAAAUUACUAUUGUUAUCACUUUCUAUAAAUGUAUGUACAUAGAUACACAUAUUUUGAUUGAUAUAUAGCUAGAAAACCUCUCUGAAGAAAGAAAGAAAAAAACUGGAUUUCUUACCUUAAUCCAAUUCAUACGCCAUCACAAGAGGAAGAAACUAUUGAAUUUCUUGUUUUUGAUUUUGAUUUUCCAUUCUUUCAAGACUGGAAUCAGAAUCAAAGACGUGUUAAUAAGCUGUUACCAUAACAACAACAUUCUAUUAUUUUUUCCCUCACACUUUUUCUCCCUUGUUACAAUUUGUGAGUAAUUCAAGGAAAAGUACUGUCUCUCUUUCGUACUUUCUUGCCAAAUCAUAGCCUCUUCAUUCUUUUUGAGUUUUCUCCCUUUUGGUCCUCCCCUCUCUCUCUAUAUAUAUAUCCAUAUCUAUGUCCACUUAAAUAUCAUUCUUUUACCUAUGCACUGUCUCUUCAAGCAUUUGUUGGGCAAGAAUUUGUACCUUUUCACAUUGUAUUCAUUUGUUCUAAAAUCAACCCAAAGUUCCAAUCUUUAACAUAUUUUGAGCUACAAUCAACCCAAAGUUUCAUUCUACAACACAUUUUGAGCUAAAAUCAACACAAAGUUUUAUUCUUUAAACACAUUUGAGCUACAAUCAACCCAAAGUUUUAAUCUUUAACACAAUUAGGCCAAAUUUGCCAAAAGCGUCUUCACCAAAAAGGCAUAAAAAAUGGCACAAUCCUUUAGUUGGUGGGGUAAAGAAAUUCAAAGGGGUACCCCUGUGGUGGUGAAAAUGGAGAACCCAAGUAACUGGUCCAUGGUUGAGUUACAAAGUCCAUCAGAUGAUGAUUUUCUGUUAACGAAAGGUGAAAAGGUGAAAAACAAGAAUGCAAAACAGCUCACAUGGGUUCUUCUUCUUAAGGCACAUAAAGCAGCAGGUUGCUUAACUUCAGUUGCCUCUGCAUUGUUCAGUCUUGGCUCUGUUAUUCACCGCCGUGUUGCUACCGGAAGAACAGAUUCUUCCACCGUUAAUAGCCGGUUUUAUAUUUGUAUAAAGGUCUUCCUUUGGUUAUCUUUAAUCUUGUUAGGUUUUGAGAUAGCUGCAUAUUAUAAAGGUUGGCACUUUAGUGCUUCAGAGUUUCAAAUUCAGCAUUUGUACACAUUGGCUAAUCCAUUAGCUGUAAAGGAUGUGUUUGAUUCGCUUUAUUCCAUGUGGGUUUUAAUUAGGGUGGAGUAUCUUGCUCCCGCUCUUCAAUUAUUGGCCAAUGUGUGCAUUGUCCUGUUUCUUAUCCAGAGUUUGGAUAGGUUAAUCCUGUGUUUGGGUUGUUUCUGGAUCAAGAUAAAGAAUAUUAGGCCAGUUUUGAAAGAGGGUGCAGUGGAUCUUGAGGCUGGUGAUGGUGAUGGUUACUAUCCCAUGGUUCUUGUUCAAAUCCCCAUGUGUAAUGAAAAAGAGGUUUAUCAGCAAUCCAUUGCAGCUGUGUGCAGUUUGGAGUGGCCUAAAUCCAAACUAUUGAUUCAAAUUCUUGAUGAUUCUGACGAUUCCAUGACUCAGACGUUGAUCAAAGAGGAGGUGCAUAAAUGGCAGAAGGAUGGUGCAAACAUUGUAUACCGUCAUAGGGUGAUUAGAGAAGGUUACAAAGCUGGCAAUCUUAAGUCAGCCAUGAAUUGCAGCUAUGUCAAAGACUACGAAUUUGUUACCAUUUUCGAUGCAGAUUUUCAGCCAUCACCUGAUUUUCUUAAGAGAACCGUUCCUUAUUUUAAGGAUAAUGAGGACCUAGGGUUGGUUCAAGCAAGGUGGUCGUUUGUGAACAAGGAGGAAAAUCUUCUAACAAGACUGCAGCUUAUUAAUUUGGCCUUUCAUUUUGAAGUGGAACAGCAGGUGAAUGGCUUUUUUUUAAAUUUCUUUGGAUUUAACGGUACUGCUGGAGUAUGGAGGAUUAAGGCGUUAGAAGGUUCUGGUGGUUGGAUGGAGAGGACAACAGUUGAGGAUAUGGACAUUGCUGUUCGGGCACAUCUUCAUGGGUGGAAAUUCAUCUUUCUCAAUGAUGUAGAGUGCCAGUGUGAAUUACCAGAAUCAUACGAAGCAUAUCGGAAGCAACAACAUAGAUGGCAUUCAGGGCCAAUGCAGUUAUUCCGUCUUUGUUUGCCUGCCAUCAUUGAAUCAAAUAUAAGCAUUUGGAAGAAGGGAAACUUGAUAUUUCUUUUCUUCCUUCUAAGGAAGCUGAUACUGCCAUUUUAUUCUUUCACCUUAUUUUGUAUAAUCCUCCCCAUGACCAUGUUCGUUCCUGAGGCUACUCUCCCGACGUGGGUUGUCUGUUACAUCCCCGCCACCAUGUCAUUUCUCAACAUUCUUCCAGCCCCUAAAUCUUUCCCUUUCGUUGUGCCAUACCUUCUCUUCGAAAACACUAUGUCCGUGACCAAGUUCAAUGCCAUGAUCUCAGGGCUUUUCCAACUUGGAAGCGCGUACGAAUGGGUUGUAACCAAGAAAUCAGGACGUUCUUCUGAGGGUGACCUUUCCUUGUUGGUUGAGGAAAAACCAAAACAUCAAAGAGGUAUUUCGGAGCCUAAUUUGGGAGACUUGAAGGAGGAAAUUAAGAAGAAAGAGAGAAAGUCCUCGCGGAAGAAGAAGAAGCAUAACAGAAUAUAUACAAAAGAAUUGGCCUUAGCUUUCUUGCUGUUGACAGCUUCAGUGAGGAGCCUCCUAUCAGCUCAAGGAAUCCACUUUUACUUCUUGCUGUUUCAAGGGAUAUCAUUCCUGCUUGUCGGGCUAGACUUGAUCGGUGAACAGGUUGACUAGUCGAAUUCGGAUAGGCUUCAUAGGGAUAUAUUUAUUUCAGCUGAACUGCCAAAUCGGAAGACAGUUCGCUGAGCCUGGCCUUGGCGCGGUAUGGUAAUGGGAAAAUUAGCCGGGGAAGCUAAGGUCUGGAGAGAUGAUGGCGAUAUUGCCUCUCCUCCGAACUUUGAACCCCAAACACCAACUCAAAGAAGAAGAGCAAGUUGCGCGCAACUUAAUUUGAAUGGAGAAAUCCAUCAAGAAUGGUGAUAAUGUUCACCAUUACGGUUAAGGCCCUCCCCUCUUUCUGUCCUGUUAAUUUCUUUACAUUAUGGAUUCAUUUGUUAUUUUUGGCAUAUUCUUUUGUAAGAAGAAUUUGUUGUGUAAAGUUAAGCACAGAAUUUAGUGAAACUUAAAGACCAUAGCAGCAUGCACCUUUUAAUUAUUUCUACACAACACAUAAAUCAUUCUUUUUUCCUUUCUCUUUGAGAAUUCUAUAGUUAUGAAGAGAAUUUAUAUCUCCUAGCACUUGCAGCAAAAACUUGCGUCUUGUAAAUAAAGGAUUAUACAUUUCCACAGA